Molecule: messenger RNA, 2371 nt
Organism: Boleophthalmus pectinirostris (great blue-spotted mudskipper)
Lineage: Eukaryota; Metazoa; Chordata; Actinopteri; Gobiiformes; Gobiidae
Gene: dbf4
Product: DBF4 zinc finger
Exons: 12
Coding region: 429-2153 (574 amino acids)
Biological process (GO): regulation of cell cycle phase transition; positive regulation of nuclear cell cycle DNA replication
Cellular component (GO): nucleus; Dbf4-dependent protein kinase complex
Molecular function (GO): zinc ion binding; protein serine/threonine kinase activator activity; nucleic acid binding
Source: RefSeq, a predicted model, not a curated record
UUCUAUUCUAGAUUCAGUUAAAGCGGGAACGGACUAAACGGGAGAUUUGUGUUGAAGAUUUUCCAAAAUGCACAUGUUUUCUCCUCCUUAAAACCAACUUUUUCUUGCCCCCAUCUGAAGACCGUAAUGACUCGGCUUUAGCCAGUUAUAAAGAUGUUAUUUUGGGUUUCUGUAGCGCAAGUAAACCGGAUAAAGCUAAUCUACAAAGCUAACAGUGAUCAACAACAACGAGGGGAUUUGACGAGAGUUAAAGUUACGCAGCGGAAAUUUUAAAAAAACAUUUGCGUCCAACUUUUCAAUUCUUGACUGGAUAUUUUACUUGUUGGUACUUAUGUCAAAGUUGGUUGUUUUUAAUGUUUCAUCGGAACUUUCUGCCACGGCGUGUUUUUGUUUACAACUCCCUGAGCAGCUGAGAGAGGAGACACUUGAUGAAGGAGAAUAUCAUGAAGCCCAAGCACAACAAGAGAGGGCUGCCAGACUGUGAUAAACGAGCACUGAUCCAGACGAGAGCGACGCCAUGUGCCCCUCAAACUCCUAGACCCAAACCGUUCAUGGGGAAAGUCUUUUACCUGGACCUAACGUCUAAUAAAGUGGCAGAAACGUUAGAAAGUGACAUCAUAUUAUUAGGAGGGACGGUCGAAAAAUUCUUCAGUAAAGAAAUAAAGUAUCUUGUCUCCAAUAAAAGAGAAGCCAAAUAUGUGCAGUGUCUGAGGCAGGACUCUCCAGUGCCAAGUCCAGAGUCUGGGCCCAGUUCCCCUCAGCUCUGCUCUGGCGACAGCACCAAGAGCACCUCCCAGCUCCAAAAAGACACCGUUGCCGCGAGUCGAGGAAAAUCUUUGGUGAAGAAAGUGGUGAAGGAGCAGGAGAGGAUUCAGAUGAAUAAGAUUCUCUCAAAUGCUUUGGAGUGGGGUGUGAAAAUCCUUUAUUUAGAUGAUGUAAUGUCUUAUGUCCAAAAGAAGAAAAAGAGCAUUUCCUGUCAGCAACCUGCUCCAGCAGUUGCCAAAACAAAUGUAAAAAAGGAGUCAACAAAACAUGGUUUUCAAAAGUCCAAAGGGGGCCGUAUAAGUAGACCCUUUGUCAAAGUUGAAGAUUCAAGCAGACACUAUCGUCCAUUUUACCUCCGACUGACAAAUGUCCCAGAGUUCAACCUGUCGACGCACCCCCCCUGCACUCCAUUCUGUUUAGAGAACAAAGAUGCUGCUGGAGACAAGGUCCAAUGUCCAAGAGCAGCGAGAGCUUCAGCCUCUGACGAGAGACCGAAUGAACGAAAGAAGAAGAAACAAGGAGGAUAUUGUGAAUGCUGUUUGGUGAAAUAUGACAACAUCAAAGCACAUCUACAGAGCGAUCGACACCAGACUUUUGCCAAAAGCGACGAGUAUUUAAUUGUGGACAAACUGGUGUCAGCCAUGUGCUGUAAGUUCACCCCCAUCAGAUCUAAACUUAAAAGACCAAAGUGUAGUGUUUCAUCAGUCCUGAUCGCUCCAGGACCAUUUGUGGAAACCACGUCAAGAGCUGUGGACCGAGAUGAUUCUGCUAUGAAGCUUGAGUUGAAUCAAUCUCAAAACGGUGAGAGGAGAGAAGAGCAGAGUUCAAUACCUGCUUUAAAAACCUCCAGUGCAGCGCCUCCUGUUGGUCAUACAAUAAAGAAAAGAAGAAAAGAAUGCACUUUUUCAGACUCUAAACACAAACAACCAAGUAGACAGACCCUCACCUCAAAUAUAGAAAAACAUAGGUCUCACAGAAAGGAAGAACUGGCUCCCCCUACAGGUGACAGUGCAGCACCUCGCACAGCCGUCAGUACAGCAGAUCUCUCACACAGCCACAGUCCAGAAGCACAAACUUUGUCGAGGAGAUUCAUAUUAAAUGAGACCAGUGCAGAGACUAAACAGGAGCCUGCUCUAUGCACUGCAGGAAAACUAGUGCAUGAACAAUCAAGAGAAAACUGUCUGUCACUCAAAGAGCAUUCAUCUGAGGAUUUUGUUCCUGAGGAGAAGAUCAAGAGAAAAAUUAAAGUUUAUAAACGUAAAAGACGGAAAAUGCUCAUCCCUUUGGUCACCAGUCUGAGUGUGGAGCUGAGCGAUGGCCUGACGAGACUGUGUGAGCUCUUUCAGGACAGUGACGAUAUGGACGUGGAAUUUCAUGGGUUUGAAUAAAGCACCAAAGGGAAACAAAGCAACCCACAAACUGAAUCUGCUGUAUAUUUGAAUGUACUAAAGGCCCUGAUGAUCUGAAUGUGAAAUGCAUCUGUGUGUCUUUGUGGACUGCGAUUAAAGAUUGAAAGAGAAAGACAAAAUAAAAUAUAAUGACUGAUAAGAUGACUCGAUAAAGUGACUAGUACCACAGAUAAUAAAGUGCAAUGUGUUCAGGUGAA